Molecule: messenger RNA, 1098 nt
Organism: Aphanomyces astaci
Lineage: Eukaryota; Oomycota; Saprolegniomycetes; Saprolegniales; Verrucalvaceae
Exons: 3
Coding region: 1-1098 (365 amino acids)
Molecular function (GO): nucleic acid binding
Source: RefSeq, a predicted model, not a curated record
AUGGUCAAUCAAGCCCCCAGCACACGUAAGGACGUCUCCAGCAGCAAGAAGGCUGAAGUAAUCCAACAACUUUAUCACUUUCUUGUGAAUGGCAAGUUAGUCCGUGGCGCAUUCAAAAGAACAGCUGAAAUGCUCGACAUCGAACGCCGCAGUGUCGCCUAUAUCUGGGACACGUUUUGUACCCCAGGUACCCUGAAGUCCAACAAGUGCGCCAAGGUUGGUCCUAACCCCAAGUACUCCCCCGAUGACAUCCGGAACCUCGUACGUGAUGUUCCCAUGGACCAGCGAUCGACCACGAGAGACAUCUCCACUACCACUGGUCUCUCCAGGGGUACACUCAGCCGCCACCUGAAGAUAGGAACCUUUGUUCGUCGGUCGACUCGAAUAAAGCCGCUCCUCACGGACGCCAACAAGGCAGAACGCACAGCAUUUUGCGGCCUUGCCGCCGCCGGUGAAGCCGGUUUGCCCGAAACCGUCGAAUUUGAGAUCCUAUGGGAUGUGGUCCAUUUGAACGAAAAGUGCCGGCCUCGAUUUGACCACGACCGCGGGGUGUUGUUUGAUGGCAAAGUGGGCAUGUGGCCAGUCGUGGAGUCCGUCCCCGCUGUUCGCAACUCACGCAACCGUCCCGCCGACUACAUCAUCAACAAGGUCAUACCUGCGAUUAAGGCGUCCUUUCCGAGUGCGAACAAGCGUGUCGUCCUGCAACACGACAAUGCGACGCCUCAUGCCUCCAUCACGGAUGCUGAACUUGAAGCUGUGUCCACCGACGGGUGGAAGUUUGUGCUCCGUCGACAACCGCCCAACAGUCCGGACCUGAACGCGCUGGACCUCGGCUUCUUCGCAUCGAUUCAAUCCCUACAGUACAAGUCGAUGAGUCGCACUGUCUACGAUGUGAUUCGCUCGACCCUCGCUGCGUUCGAAGAGCUGAGCUUCGAGAAGCUCGAGAGCGUCUUUUUCACGUUUCAGUCGGUGAUGCGACUGAUCCUUGAGCACGACGGAGGCAACCACUACGUCUUGCCUCACCUGAAAAAGGCCGCCGUGCGACGCGCUGGACUUCUGAUGCAGAAUGUGUCUUGCCCUGUGUCCCUUCUUUUGUAG